Trichophyton verrucosum HKI 0517 is the source of this 270-nucleotide messenger RNA. RefSeq lists its product as uncharacterized. The transcript has 2 exons. The record is from RefSeq and is a predicted model, not a curated record. Lineage: Eukaryota; Fungi; Ascomycota; Eurotiomycetes; Onygenales; Arthrodermataceae. The coding region runs from base 1 to 270 and encodes 89 amino acids.
AUGACACCCGGAACGAAGGGAGGGAGCUGGUCCGAGUCUGCCCGCAAGGAGAGCGGACACGAUCGAGACGCGAGGAGAGCAAGCAUUACGAGAGAAGAAGAAGAGGGAGAGAAAGAAGGGAAAAAGAAGAAGAGAAGAGACCCAACGGCGACAGGCGAGAUGAAGCAGAAGAAGAGAAGAAGAGCUGAAGUGAAGGAAAGAAGAAGCCAGCAGGACGAAAAGUUGGAGGUUUUUUUUUUUUUUUUUCUGGCGUUGAAGAUAUUGGCUUAG